Molecule: messenger RNA, 2647 nt
Organism: Liolophura sinensis
Lineage: Eukaryota; Metazoa; Mollusca; Polyplacophora; Chitonida; Chitonidae
Exons: 3
Coding region: 138-1700 (520 amino acids)
Source: RefSeq, a predicted model, not a curated record
CAAACACGUGAGGGCAUGGGCGCCAAAAGGCGAAUAUGGCCUUCCGAUGGGUCCGCAACAACAGCAGACGCCGGAUUCUGGAAUUGGUGGCGAUGAGAGUUUUCACACAGAUAACCUACCUCAUAGUGGCCUGAAUCAUGGCAGAUGAAGAAGAGCUGUGUGACUCAGUUUCAGAUAUUGAUACUCUCCUGGGUGAAUAUUUCGAGCAUAUGCAGGAAGGCCCUCAGCUACCACCCGACCUGGCUAACAAGAUAGAUGUUCCAAUAACCUACGGACUGUAUACCAAAGCAUUACUGAGGCUGGAGACAAGAGGAAUCAACAUUCAGAACAAUUUGCCCCCUUUAUUAAAACUUUUUGACUCCACAAUUGAACUGCCUAACAAAAUCAGUAACCUUACUCGAAAAGUGAAAAAAUAUCUGAACAGUCAUCCGGACAGUCAAACAGAAAUUAUUUCAUCAAUAUACCCAUCUGAUGUGAAGGUUGCUGGCUUUUCUGAAGAUCAGCUACUAAACGGCUCACUGCCAAGGUGCACUCCAACUAUCGGACAUAUCCUCUCCUUGAGAUCAUUCAUACGUGUACGACAGUUAUCCUGGAAAUAUUUACACAAGUGGGUUAUCGAAAUGCUGGGACUAUCUCCAGAGGAUGUUGAUACCACUUCAUUGAUUAGCCAGUGUAAUAGGCUCUUCCUUCGCAAGAGGAAAAAGUUAUCGGCCAUUUUUUUAGAGGAGCAGUACCGUCCCCCUGUUUCUGUGCAGGUUGUUGAGCAGGCAGCUGGACAGACAUCGGAUCACAGUGACACAGAAAAUGAUGUUGUUGAACUGUAUCAAGACCUGAAACAGAAAUUAAAAGAAUUAUCUGAUACUUUAAAGAGUGCUUAUAACAAGAAUUGUGUUUUAGAGCACACAGUUUACAAACAAAACCAACGACUAUUUGAACUCACUAAAAUGGCAAAACAGCAUAAGAAACUGAAACAACAACUGAGUGAACUUCGAUCAUCUUUCUCAACCAGGAAUGUUAACAAACGAAUUGCAACCAGAGACAAACAUAUUGAAAAACUGUCUGCCAUUAAUGUUGAACUGAAUCGUGAAAAUAUGAAUUUGAAGGAAAGCCUGAACACAGCAGAGAGAAAAAAACUGAAUGCACAAAAGCAAGCUUCUCAUUACUACAACAGAUGUAUCAAACUUAAAGAAGAUGGAUUACGACCAGAUGCACUCUCUUUGGCUAAGAUUGAAGAGUUAGAAACAGAAAAUGAAACAUUGAAAGAGCAAAUUGAAGAUCUUGUAGACAAAACGACACAACUGGAAACAUUUUCUGGGAAUAGAUAUGAUGACAACAUUCGCCAAUGCUACAUAGAUUUAUUGUCCAUGGGUGUCAGUGUUGGAAGAUGCGAGUCUGUUGUUCGAUCAGUCCUUGGCAAUUUGACAAAUACAACAGUCGGAAGACUUCCUAGCAGAAGCACAGCAUCACUUUUACAAGUUGAAGCACAGAUAUUAUCAGAACAGCAAGCUCUGGAUGUUAUCCUUUCACAUGAGGACAGUACACUGCAUACAGACAACACUAAAAAGAAGGGACGAGAAUAUGCAGGCGUCCAAGUCUCUGUUCAGUCAGAAAAUCCUGUUUUUCUUGAUAUCGUGGAAAUGGUGAGUGGCAACACGGAAUCCGUUCUUGAUGCUCUGAAACUGACUGUCCCAUCUAGCUGAAAAUGUAGCUUCAACAACAGAGGAGAAAUCACUACUGGAGGCAAAACUACUUUUUGCACUGAAUAAUAUAAUGACUGAUCGGCAUAUUGUAAACAAAAAAAUCGUAAAAUCACUUGAAGAUUGGCGAUCCCAAAUGCUGCCUGAAAUUAUUUCAUCUGCUGAUAUAACAGAAGAAGAAAAGACCGACCUUGUCAACAUGAACAGUUUGUUCUGCGGUCUCCAUGUAAUUGUUAACAUGGCCACGGAAGCAAAGAAAGCGCUCAAACUAUACCAAGAUAGAAACAUUCCACGAGAGGACCUUGGGCCAGGGUUCAAUACAAACAAUUCUUGGUCAUAUGAUUUGAUAUAUCAAGUGUGCAAGGCUUUGACAACUGGACCUGAGAGGCAAUCUGACCAAAAGUCUGGAUAUGGGGAGGAGUUUGCUGUUCACAUGGAAGGCUUGAAAAAGGUUGUUAAGUUAGUUCCCUUUCUAGGUAACCGCUUCAAUAUUCUUUUUCAUGAUGCUGCUGCCACAUAUUUUCACAGGCAAGAUAUUGUAGAGUUUUUGAGAGGGGGUUACAUAUCAGACUCGAAUGAUAAACUGAACUUUCUUUCAAAAUGCAUCCUCGAACAAAUUCAAGUAGACCACAACCUUGCUGGAUGCAGAGCUCUGGGCAUUAUAGACAAAAUGAUUACUGGCCCUUUGUGGCGAAAGUUAAAUGAGGAAGGAAUGCACAUUCUGGACACCAAUCAAAUCUGGAAAGAGGUAACCAACUUCCUGGAUGAGUGCUCCAAUGAUUCCACGCCUAUGAUGAAUGGGAAAACAGUUUUCAGCGAAGAAUUACUUCAGAAAGAUGACGUUUACAAUAGUUUAUUUGAACCUGGAACACCACUUCUACAGAAACAUACUAAAUCUGUCCUAGAACUCACAUGUGCUAAUUUGGCUUCUCUGUGUAAACGGCAGCUUG